UCGAAGUAUUGAUCAAAUGUUCAAGGCGGAAAAUAAUAAAAACACUUGUCGCACUCAGUUUAGUUUAUUCUUUAAUUAGUGGCUGCAGUGUGGUUUGCGAAAAUAUUAAUUUUCUAUCGCAUAUCAUAAAAUAAAUAAAACAGUGCUUCAAAUGUAUUGAAAAAGGCGACGUAUUAUAAGAAUAACACUCAAUAUUUGAGCUCUUUUUACUGUUUACACAUUAUAUUAUUCCUUCUAAUCAUGAAGAUUUUUUCUCUCGUCGCCACGUCUUUGGUGGUUUUAGCUUCAAGCGUGUUUGCAUAUGAAGUCGAGACAUACGAUUUUCUUAUGCCAAAUGUGUGGCCUCAUAAGGAUGAAUUGUACCUCUGUACGCCCAUACGUAUUUCACCGAGCACAAACUUUUACAUAGUCGGAUUCCAACCGAAAGCUUCAAUGCAUACAGCUCAUCAUAUGUUGCUGUAUGGAUGUUUACAACCUGGAGGCAACGAAUCUGUUUGGAACUGCGGUGAAAUGCAAAACAAUGAUGCUGAUAAUCUUUAUACUAGAGCUAAUCCGUGCAGUUCGGGAUCUCAGAUAGUAUACGCAUGGGCUCGCGACGCGCCGAGUCUGCAUUUACCUACCGAUGUGGGAUUCCUGGUCGGCGGGGAUUCCCCCAUUCAGUACAUGGUGUUACAAGUUCACUAUAUGAGUAAAUUCCCAGAGGGCAAGACUGAUAAUUCGGGAGUGUAUCUUCAGUACACUAAAGAGCGCAUGCGACGUCAAGCAGGUGUACUGCUGCUGGGUACUGGUGGGUACAUUCUACCUAACCGUGUGGAGCACAUGGAGACUGCCUGCCCCAUCAUAGAAGACAAAGUCAUACAUCCUUUCGCAUUCCGCACACACACUCACUCUCUUGGUAAAGUGGUGUCAGGUUACUCUGUACGUCGUUCCUCUCGCGGUGACAAGUGGAGUCUGAUAGGCAAGAAAGACCCACAGCUUCCGCAGAUGUUCUACCCGGUGUCGGACACCACGCCGCUGCACAAGGGAGACGUCCUCGCCGCGCGCUGCACCAUGAACAAUACACACAAUUACCCUGUCAGGAUCGGACCAACAAACAAAGAUGAGAUGUGCAACUUCUACCUUAUGUACUGGGUAGAGAAUGACAUUCCCCUGCAGAGGAAGUACUGCUUCACUCAAGGACCCCCCUACUACUACUGGGAGAAUGCGCCCGAGGGGUUCAACCUCAUACCGGAUAGAGACGCCAGCCAAUUGUAAGAUACAAGAAUUUCAACUUUAACUACUAAGUAAUAGAGUAUAUUUUACUUUUAUGAUAUGUUUGUAUGUGUUGUAUCCUAUUUAUAUAAAAUAAUAGUGAAUCUAAACUUUAUUAGGAAGAUACUAUGCGACCACAAUAACAUGAGACUUCUAUAACGGAGUAUUACUAUAUUAAAUCAAUGACUUCUACGAAUAAGGGUUAAUGUGAAAAUUGUCAACUUUACAGUAGAGGCUCUUAAAGUUUCAACCAUAGGAAAAAAUCCACAUAGGCCCUUUUACUUUAGCAAAUAAACUCUGCUAAUUUGUUAUUUUGGCCCCUAUACUUAUCUAUGACGUCAUCGGCGUUAGUUUAAGUUCACAAUUUCGAUAGGUCCUAAAUUAACAGGAACAUUAGGAAUUUCUA
Messenger RNA from Papilio machaon (common yellow swallowtail), 1657 nucleotides. It is a transcript of the gene Phm, whose product is annotated as peptidylglycine alpha-hydroxylating monooxygenase. Gene Ontology annotation, molecular function: oxidoreductase activity, acting on paired donors, with incorporation or reduction of molecular oxygen, reduced ascorbate as one donor, and incorporation of one atom of oxygen; copper ion binding. The transcript is spliced from 9 exons. Bases 241 to 1254 code for a protein of 337 amino acids. The record is from RefSeq and is a predicted model, not a curated record. Gene Ontology annotation, biological process: peptide metabolic process. Lineage: Eukaryota; Metazoa; Arthropoda; Insecta; Lepidoptera; Papilionidae. Gene Ontology annotation, cellular component: membrane; extracellular region.